Malus domestica (apple) is the source of this 3129-nucleotide messenger RNA. Lineage: Eukaryota; Viridiplantae; Streptophyta; Magnoliopsida; Rosales; Rosaceae. The record is from RefSeq and is a predicted model, not a curated record.
AUACUACAGAUUCUCACCUUUGAAUUAAUCACUAAAAUAUGAGAGUUUCCCUACUCUCAUCCACAAAUUGUCUUCUACUAAUCUUAAGAACAGUAAAUGAAUAACAAUCAAUUAAAAUAAAAAUUUCAUAAAAUAACAAAUUGCAAUAGAAAUUAUUUUACAAAAAGAGAAAGGGUGAAAUUUUGGGUUAAGGGUUGAGGUUGAGGGGGAAGGGCGGAAGUUACCGUGAAGAGAAGAAUUGCUUUGGAGGUGGAAUUGGGGAAGUUAUCAUUGGUUUUGGACUUUUAUUUCUUUUUUUUAAUUGUUUAAUGAUUAUCCACAAUUAUUAUUUUGAUUGUUUGACAUGAAUAUCCACAAUUGCUUUGGAGGUGGAAGUGGGGAAGUUAUCAUUGGUUUUGGACUUUUAUUUCUUUUUUUUUAAUUGUUUAAUGAUUAUCCACAAUGAUUAUUUUGAUUGUUUGACAUGAAUAUCCACAAUUCCUAGACCUUGUUUAUAAACUCAAAUUAUGAAAGUAAGGGUAAAGUUGUCUUUUUGUGUGUUUUUGGUUGACAAAGACUCUUCUUUUAAUAAUAAUAUAGAUUAUACGCUUUGUCGUUCACCAAAGCUAGCGAACGAGGAAGUGAGUGUUCUAGCGGUUGUUGCUAGCACUUCUCUUUUGUGUAUGAAGCUACAUUUAUCGAUAAGAUUGUUAUGGAGAUCUUAGUCAAAGUACUGCAACGCACAUAUUUGAAUGUGGCCAAAUACCCAGUUGGAAUACAAUCUUGCGUUCAAAAGGUGAAAGGGCUUUUAGGUGUCGGAGGAAAUGAUCCUUUUGUGGUUGGGAUUUGGGGGACAUCUGGAAUAGGCAAGACAACAAUUGCAAAAGCUAUUUAUAAUGCAAUUGCUCAUAAGUUUGAAGUUAGUUGUUUCCUGGCAGAUGUUAGCGAAAGAUCGGCAUCACGUGAAGGCGUAAUCCAACUACAAAAGACUCUUCUUUCUAAAGUUCAAUGUGGUAAAAAGUUGAAAAUUGACGAUGCUUAUCAAGGAAUCAGUCUUAUAAAGAAACUGUUGAGGCGAAAGAAGAUUCUCUUAAUUCUUGAUGAUGUGGAUGAACUGGAGCAGUUAAACAACUUGGUUGAAGUCGAUUGGUUCGCCAAGGGUAGUAGAGUGAUCAUAACCACAAAAGAUAGAGGUUUGCUGGAAUCUUAUGGUGUUGGGUUGAUACACGAGGUCGAAAAGUUAAAGGACGGAAAAGCCCUUGAGCUUUUUAGUUUGAAUGCCUUCCGAAGAAAUGAACCUCCGGACAAUUAUUUGGAACUCGCACAACGUGCAAUAGCCUAUGCUGAAGGCCUUCCGUUAGCUCUUAAUCUUAUAGGUUCUCAUCUGCGUAAUAAAAGUAUAGAUCGUUGGCAAGCUAUAUUGGAUAAUUACGAUUCUUAUGAUGGAGAACCUUAUAGAGGUAUUCAAAACAUACUUCGAAAAAGUUAUGAUACCUUGGAUAAUGUCCUGCAACAAGUUUUUCUAGACAUUGCAUGCUUCUUCAAGGGUGAAAAGAAAGGCUAUAUGUUACAAAUAUUAAGAAGUUCGAAGCUCCAUGUACCUUCAGAUUGUAUUGAAGUACUCGUUGAGAAAGCCAUCAUAACUAUUGAAGAUAAUACGAUUUUGAUGCAUGACUUACUAGAAAAAAUGGGUAAGCGUAUAGUUAGUGAAGAAUCACCCAUUGAACCAGGCAAGCGGAGCAGAUUGUGGCAUCAUGAAGAUGUGUACCGUGUUCUAACUGAAAACAGAGGAACCAAGAAAAUUAAAGGCAUUGUGGUAAAGUGGCCCAAACCAGAUUUGAUACCUUUGAAUUCCAAAAGCUUCUUCAAGAUGGUAAAUCUUGAAAUUUUUAUAAGCCGUAAUGCACUUUUUUCUGGAUGCGUUGAUUAUAUGCCCAACUAUUUAAGGUGGAUUGAUUUGGGUGGAGAUAAGUUUCGAAUUUGGGGAUCCAAUAUUCUUCAAAAGCAUACGGUUACUUUCAAUUUGCAAUAUCUUCCAAGACAUCUUGUGACAUAUAAUAUGUCAUACAGUGACAUUAGAAAAUUGAAGGGAUUUAAGAAUUUGGCAAAUCUUACAUAUAUGAAUUUACGUGGGUGCAAAUUUCUGGAAAAAAUCCCCGACUUAUCCGGAAGUCCAAACAUAGAAUUUUUGGAUCUUCAUGGCUGCACAAAUUUGGUUGAGGUUGAUGAUUCUAUUGGAUUCCUUGAUAAACUUGUUACAUUAAAUCUUAAGGGGUGCUCUAGGCUUACAAGGUUUGCACCAAAACUUAGAUUGAGAUCCCUUAAAAGCCUUUAUCUUCAUGGUUGCACGAGGCUCGAGAGUUUUCCAGAAAUAGAGGAUGAGAUGGAAUCUCUAACGUAUUUGGAUAUACAAAAAAGUGGCAUAAGAGAAUUGCCUUCAUCAAUUGCAUAUCUUACUGGGCUUGCCGAAUUGUUAGCAAAUGAAUGUGAGAGCCUUGUAGGUACAUCAUUACAUCAUCUUUAUGGGUUGCCACAUCUCAUUCAGGUUUCUUUCGGUCAAUGCCCAAAACUGAUGACAUUUGGGAAGAACAAGAUGAAGUUUGAUGAAGUUUCAUCCAGCAGUACCAAAUCUCAACUGCUUUCAAAUGACUUAAAGACCUCACAGGACAACUAUAACACAUUUGCUCUUCCCAACCUACAUUCUCUUCAUCUCGAAGGAUGCAAUUUAUCAGAAAGUAAUUUCCUUUUGCCUCUUGAUUGCUGGUCCACAUUAACACAUCUUGAUCUCUCAAGAAACAAUUUUGUUAGUCUUCCGGAUUGCAUUAGCAAAUUUGUCCACUUGGAAACACUUUGUUUGAAUGGUUGCAAGAGGCUUCGGGAAACUCCACAAGCCCUUCCACCAAACUAAUCGAGUUAUAUCUGGAUGAUUGCACAUCAUUGGGGAAAAUUUCAAAACUGCCCCCGGAGCUUCAAGUUCUGCACCUGUUAAAUUGCUUUAGACUAUGUGGCCAUGGGGUGGCAAAGUUGGAAAAUAAUUUGUUGAAUGAGGGAUUUUUUCGGCGCUCUAUCUUGGAUGUUAUUUAUCCCGGCAAUGAAGUUCCAAAAUUGUUCAACUGUACCUCUAGCCAUCGCACAACCUUUCAACAUCUA